GUGGCCGGAGGAGGGACCGGGAGGAGGGACCGGAGCAGGGACCGGCAGCCCCGGCCCGGCGCCGCCCCGGAAGCAGCGGGGAAGGCGGCGGGGCCGCCAUGGGCCGGGCAGUGACCGUGGCCACCUGCGCCCUCAACCAGUGGGCUCUGGACUUUGAGGGCAACCUGGAGAGGAUUUUCAGAAGUAUCGACAUCGCCAAGAGCAAAGGAGCCCGGUACCGGCUUGGGCCAGAGCUGGAAAUCUGUGGUUAUGGCUGCUCAGAUCACUUUUAUGAGUCAGACACACUCUUGCAUUCGUUUGAAGUUCUGGAAAAGCUCUUGGAGUCUCCAGCUACUCAAGAUAUUAUCUGUGAUGUGGGAAUGCCUGUUCUGCACAGAAAUGUUCGCUACAAUUGUCGGGUGAUCUUUUUAAAUAAGAAGAUUCUUCUGAUCAGACCAAAAAUAUCACUGGCAAAUGCAGGAAACUACAGGGAACUUAGAUGGUUCACCCCAUGGAGCAAAGCAAGGCAUGUGGAGGAAUAUUUUCUGCCCAGGAUAAUUCAGGAAGUGACUGGACAGGAAACUGUUCCUUUUGGGGAUGCAGUGCUAGCAACCAAAGAUACCUGCCUAGGGGCAGAAAUAUGUGAAGAACUCUGGGCACCAAACAGCCCUCACAUCGAGAUGGGACUUGAUGGCGUGGAAAUUUUCACCAACUCUUCCGGGAGUCACCACGUGCUGCGGAAGGCUCACGCCCGGGUGGAUCUGGUGAAUUCUGCCACAGCAAAGAAUGGUGGAAUAUAUAUUUUGGCAAACCAGAAAGGCUGUGAUGGUGAUCGUCUGUAUUACGAUGGCUGUGCAAUGAUUUCCAUGAAUGGAGAAACAGUUGCACAAGGAUCCCAGUUCUCACUCGAUGAUGUGGAGGUGCUGGUUGCCACUCUGGACCUGGAGGAUGUAAGAAGUUACAGAGCAGAGAUUUCAUCUCGUAACCUGGUGGCAAGUAAAGUGAAUCCUUAUCCCAGGGUAAAAGUGAACUUUGCUCUGUCGUGUCCUGAUGAUUUAGCUGUUCCUACUUGUAUGCCAAUCCAGUGGAGACACCACAGUCCUGAGGAGGAGAUCAGCCUUGGACCUGCAUGUUGGCUCUGGGACUAUUUAAGGCGCAGCAAACAGGCAGGAUUUCUCCUACCUCUGAGUGGUGGAAUUGACAGCUCUGCUACAGCUUGCAUAGUGUAUUCCAUGUGUCGCCAGGUUUGCCUGGCAGUCAAGAAUGGCAAUGCAGACGUGCUGGCUGAUGCACGCAGGAUUGCGAAUGAUGAGACCUACAUCCCUGAGGAUCCUCGGGAAUUGUGCAAGCGUGUCCUCACCACGUGCUACAUGGCCAGUGAGAACUCCUCCCAGGAAACCUGCAACAGGGCCAAGCUGCUGGCUGAGCAAAUAGGCAGCUACCACAUCAACCUGAACAUCGAUGCGGCUGUGAAAACUGUUGUGGGGAUCUUCAGUGUGGUGACAGGUCGAACUCCCCGGUUUUCUGUCUAUGGAGGGAGCAGCAGAGAGAGCCUGGCGCUCCAGAAUGUGCAGGCUAGAAUAAGAAUGGUCCUUGCCUACCUCUUUGCUCAGCUGACACUGUGGGCUCGUGGGAUGCCAGGGGGACUGCUGGUGCUGGGAACAGCCAAUGUGGAUGAAAGUCUCCGUGGUUACUUGACCAAGUACGACUGCUCCAGUGCUGAUAUCAACCCCAUUGGUGGCAUCAGCAAGACGGAUUUGAAGAGCUUCAUUCAGUACUGCAUUGAAAACUUCCAGCUCACGGCCCUCAGGAGUAUAAUGUCAGCUCCACCCACUGCAGAGUUGGAGCCCCUGGUGGAUGGACAAGUGGCUCAAACUGAUGAGGCAGAUAUGGGGAUGACAUAUGCAGAGCUCUCAAUCUAUGGGAAAUUAAGGAAAAUUGGAAAGGCUGGACCAUACAGUAUGUUCUGUAAGCUGAUUAAUAUAUGGAAGGAAAUUUUUACUCCAAGAGAGGUGGCAUCCAAGGUUAAGCAUUUCUUCAGGAUGUAUUCAGUCAACAGGCACAAAAUGACCACCCUCACUCCUUCCUACCACGCUGAAAACUACAGUCCAGAUGACAACCGCUUUGACCUGAGGCCUUUCCUCUACAACACCUCAUGGUCCUGGCAGUUCAGGUGUAUAGACAAACAGGUAUCCAAGCUAGAAAAAAAGGAAGGAAUUUCUGUAGUUGAAGAUGUGGACUGACUUCCUGUCUUGUUUAACUGUGGUAAUUAAUUUGCCAAACAGAAUGUUCAAAACUGGAUUAUAUUGUGAUAAUGAGCAGGGAUAACCUGCUUAACAGUUCUUGAGCAGACCAUUGUAAUCAAUUUUUUAAUUGACUCCCCGUUUUACUCCAAAUAUACUUAAACAGUAGUUUGGCUAAGGGAUCAUUUAUUAAGGAUUUCCUUCAACUUCUUGAGUUAAUUGCUUUUAAUUUAAAAACUCACCUUACUUUGCAAUAAACUUGUAAUUUUGUCAUGCUAAUUAACUCAGUUCUUGUUCUACACGUUUUUUUAUUUACCUGGCACUGGCUUUGUAGACUGGUCCAGUGUUUUGAGUGGCCACAAAGUCAAACUCGGCAAGGUGUUGGAAGCAUGUCUGUCU
Molecule: messenger RNA, 2621 nt
Organism: Motacilla alba alba
Lineage: Eukaryota; Metazoa; Chordata; Aves; Passeriformes; Motacillidae
Gene: NADSYN1
Product: NAD synthetase 1
Exons: 21
Coding region: 99-2222 (707 amino acids)
Biological process (GO): NAD+ biosynthetic process
Cellular component (GO): cytoplasm
Molecular function (GO): ATP binding; NAD+ synthase (glutamine-hydrolyzing) activity; glutaminase activity
Source: RefSeq, a predicted model, not a curated record